ACGCACAAUUUGCAUCGAGGGACCGACGAAGAGAAGAUUUGCAGUCAAAGGACUGCCGAUCGUUGGGACGAUUUUGAUAAGGCAAUGAAAAAUGCUCAUGGAGAAAAUUGGGAAGAGGAGCACCCAGAUUUAGAUGGACAAAUCAUCUAUGAGGCAGCAGGUAGAAUGCCACAUGGCAGGCUGGGAAUUGCUAAUGAGUUAUUUAGCAAAGCAGAGAAGGCGAAGUUUAAGUCUAAAAGGGUGAUGGCCUCACAACCGGUGCGGUCUGCUAGGGAGGACCGUCUAGAAAGAGAGAACAAACAUUUGAAGCGGGAGAACAAGCGUCUUCGAGGCAUUGAGCUUGUUGUGCAGUCAUUGGCUGAGAAAGGGGGAGUGGACUUUGAUGGCAUAAUGCAAUCAGCUGCGGCUGACUUGUCUACAUCAGAUUCGGAAGGCGGAAUUCGUAGGGGACGAGGUGAUGUGCAUCAAAGCGAACCUGAAAAGGGAAUGGGAAGCAGGACUGGAGGCAGUACCAGUCAUGGACAUGAUGAUGAGGAUGACUACUAUGGCAGCGAGGGAGAUGAUGACUAUGGCGAGGGUGGUCUAUAUGGUUAUGAGCAGUAUGAUUACUAUGGUGGUGAGGGAUAUAAUAAUGACUAUGAAGAUGAGGAAUAUAAUGAGUAUGGCAAUCAUAAUGAUGAUUGGCCAUAAAAGUCUAGUGAUCUUCCAGUCAUGCCAAAAUCAAGUUAUGUUAGAUGUUUGAAAUACUUUAUCUUAUGGACCAACUUGUCUUAGUGGACAAUUUAUCUUCGCAAAAUGUGACCUAUCUCAGUUAUUAUUUUGUUCUGAAUUCGACAUUUGAUACUUAUGGUUAAUGCCAUCUGGAUUCAACUCAA
Messenger RNA from Aegilops tauschii subsp. strangulata, 875 nucleotides. RefSeq lists its product as uncharacterized. Gene Ontology annotation, biological process: transposition. NCBI's taxonomy places the organism in Eukaryota, Viridiplantae, Streptophyta, Magnoliopsida, Poales, Poaceae. The record is from RefSeq and is a predicted model, not a curated record.